GUUACACAACACUAAUUAUCGGAAGUCCAACUACCAAGAGUGACAUCGAUAUCGAUAUCUAAAAACCGGCAUAAACAAGGAAAGCAACUUAAAAGGCAAAAAUGGCAAAUUUUGUGAAUAUGGACAUUUUCUCGAACUAUCAGAAGUAUAUAGACAAUGAGCAGGAGUUGCGAGAGAACAUUCGCAUCGUGGUGCGCGAGAUUGAGCAGCUGGCAAAGGAAGCGCAAAUUAAGCUGCAGAUAAUUCACAGCGAUUUAAGCCAGAUUAGUGGAGCUUGUGGCUUGGCCCGCAAGCAGAUCGAAGCCUGCUCCGAGAAGUACCAGAAAUUGGCCGGCUUGGUGCCACCAGGGCAGUACUACAGAUACUCUGAUCACUGGACUUACAUUACUCAGCGACUGAUCUUUCUCAUUGCCUUGGUCAUAUACCUGGAGGCGGGCUUCCUGGUAACGCGCGAAACUGUGGCUGAAAUGUUGGGCUUGAAAACCAAUCAGGCCGACGGUUUCCACUUGGAUGUUGAAGACUAUCUACUGGGAAUCCUGCAGUUGGCUUCGGAGCUCUCGCGCUUUGCCACCAACUCCGUGACCAUGGGCGACUACGAGCGUCCUCUAAACAUCUCGCACUUCAUUGGGGACCUGAACACAGGCUUCCGCCUAUUGAACCUCAAAAACGAUGGCCUGCGCAAGCGCUUCGAUGCUCUGAAGUAUGAUGUGAAGAAGAUCGAGGAGGUUGUCUACGAUGUCAGCAUACGCGGUCUGUCUAACAAGGAGAAGGAGCAGCAGCCAGAGGAGUAGGCUACUCCCAAGCUAGAAUAGAGCUACGAAUCAGUUUACUUAAGACCUUAGUUACGAUGUAAGAAGCAAAUAUUCCAUUUGAAGUAGCCUUUUAUAUAUUUCGUAAAUAUAUUUCUCAGUCGAUCAAGCGAAACAAAUGUA
Drosophila serrata is the source of this 932-nucleotide messenger RNA. RefSeq names its product translin (gene trsn). The record is from RefSeq and is a predicted model, not a curated record. NCBI's taxonomy places the organism in Eukaryota, Metazoa, Arthropoda, Insecta, Diptera, Drosophilidae. Gene Ontology annotation, molecular function: RNA binding; sequence-specific DNA binding; single-stranded DNA binding. Gene Ontology annotation, biological process: RNA metabolic process.